This is a messenger RNA of Salvia splendens (bonfire salvia), 912 nucleotides long. RefSeq names its product transcription factor DICHOTOMA-like. The transcript is spliced from 2 exons. The record is from RefSeq and is a predicted model, not a curated record. Gene Ontology annotation, cellular component: nucleus. NCBI's taxonomy places the organism in Eukaryota, Viridiplantae, Streptophyta, Magnoliopsida, Lamiales, Lamiaceae. The coding region runs from base 1 to 912 and encodes 303 amino acids. Gene Ontology annotation, biological process: regulation of secondary shoot formation. Gene Ontology annotation, molecular function: DNA-binding transcription factor activity; sequence-specific DNA binding.
AUGUUUACGUGCAUUAAUCACCAUCGAAAAUUCGCCGAUUCAUCAUUCACCAAGAAUAAUGCAUACAAUUACCCAUACCCCUCCAAUCCUCGUACCUCCACCGCCUCCCUUGUCGGCCUCAAUGGCAACGACUUCUUGCUCCACCACCAUCACCACGACAUGCUCUUGGCCACCAAUCAAGAGCUCUACGGCCUCAACAGCGACCCCUCGGCCACGGCCGCGGCCAAGGCCUGGAAGAAGGACCGCCACAGCAAAAUCGACACGGCCCAAGGGCCGAGGGAUCGGAGGGUUCGCCUCUCCAUCGGAGUGGCUAGAAAGUUCUUCGACCUUCAAGAAAAUCUAGGUUUCGACAAGCCGAGCAAAACCCUUGAUUGGCUCCUCACCAAGUCCAAGACUGCCAUCGAAGAUCUCGAGGAGAUGAGGGAGAGAGUCGCCGCGGCAGCAGCCGCCGGCUCCUCGGAAUGCGAGGUUGAUUCCGGCGAGAAUUUGAAAGUGUCAUCAAACAAACUGAAAGCGGCUUCUUCGACCAAGGAGUCGAGGGACAAGGCGAGGGCGAGAGCGAGGGAGAGGACGAGAGAGAAGAUGUGCAUCAAGAAGCUAAACGAGACCAGAAACAUCAAUAUUAAUGGCGACUUCAACUUCAUCAACAAGAUAGCUUCCAGCAGCAGCGGCAACAUCAAUAUCGGAUUCCAUUAUCACCCAACCUACGAAGUCGGAGCAGCAAAUCAUCAAGACCUAAUUCAAGAAUCCAUUGUGAUCAAUAGGAAAGUGAAGAAUCCGAUGGGAUUUCAGCAGAAUUUGAUCAUCUCUAGCUCCAACUACGGCGUUCCGGUGCCUUACAACGCCGCCGCCGCCGCUGAGAAUUGGGACAGCAUCUGUGCCAUUUUGGAUCAGCACAACAAUUUAAACUAG